Molecule: messenger RNA, 225 nt
Organism: Danaus chrysippus (African queen)
Lineage: Eukaryota; Metazoa; Arthropoda; Insecta; Lepidoptera; Nymphalidae
Source: the annotation of a GenBank genome assembly
AUGAAAAUUAUCCGCAGCCCCAAUCUCUUUGAAACGAUUUGUCGCCGCGAUUCCUUUUGUUACACAUCAAAGACUGACGCAGCUGAUCCGGAGCCUUCGUUCGCUGGGAAGAAGGAGUCUGAAAGUUCAAUCUUAUCAUCUAUACUCCCUGAUAAGCUAUCUGGUUCUAUUUGCACGGCAGUCCUCUUCGUACUCGGCUGGAAACUUCUGUCCAACAAACGGUGA